Aspergillus pseudoviridinutans is the source of this 2268-nucleotide messenger RNA. RefSeq names its product phosphatidylinositol-3-phosphatase YMR1. The transcript is spliced from 3 exons. Gene Ontology annotation, biological process: dephosphorylation. The coding region runs from base 1 to 2268 and encodes 755 amino acids. Lineage: Eukaryota; Fungi; Ascomycota; Eurotiomycetes; Eurotiales; Aspergillaceae. The record is from RefSeq and is a predicted model, not a curated record. Gene Ontology annotation, molecular function: phosphatase activity.
AUGGAGAGAACACGGAUCGCUAAGGUUGAAGAUGUGACCUUGGCGCGUCGUGGUGAACAGGUUGUCGGCACGCUACACCUCACCCCUCACCAUAUUAUCUUCUCCCACAUCCCCCAAGGAGCCGAGACUGCGCAAGCUCAGGGUACGCCUGUUCGACCGAGGGAGCUGUGGAUAACAUAUCCUAUCAUCUCAUUUUGUACAUGCCGCCCGACUCCCGCCGCAUCCCGCCAGCUGUCGUCGAUUCGCUUGCGCUGUCGAGACUUCACGUUCGUUUGUUUCUACUUCGCCAGUGAGAGUAAAGCUCGCGAUGUAUAUGAAAGCAUAAAACUCUGGACAUGCAAAGUCGGCCGGAUCGACAAACUCUAUGCUUUCACUUAUCAGCCGCCGCCGCCGGAGCGAGAAUUCAACGGUUGGGAGUUGUAUGAUGCACGCAAAGAGUGGGCUAGACAGGGCGUGGGCUGCGAUGGUAACGACAAUGGCUGGCGGAUUUCCGAGAUAAAUACGGACUACGGGUUUUCACCGACAUACCCUGCUCUUCUACCGGUGCCGUCGUCCAUUUCAGACAAUACACUCAACUAUGCGGCUCGCUAUCGGUCGAGAGCACGAGUACCUGUCCUAACGUAUCGCCAUCCCAUCAACAACUGCUCGAUCACGAGAAGCUCUCAGCCUUUGGUAGGUGUACGGCAGAACCGAAGCAUCCAGGAUGAGAAGCUAUUGGCAGCAAUAUUCUCAACAUCCCGUACAGACAGGCCACUGGCUAAUUUMACUCCACCACAUCUGGAACAUGAUUCGCCAAGCUCGACACAAGGUGACGUUUCAUCGAGCCAGAUGCUGACUGAUUUGACAAACGCCGAGGAAUUGGAAGACGAAAUGCUGGAGUCGUUCCGUGGGGAUCCAGAGGAAAGACCUCAGAUUUAUGGUGCCCAGCAGCAUAAUCUAAUUGUUGACGCACGGCCGACAGUCAAUGCAUUUGCUAUGCAAGCCGUUGGUCUGGGAUCAGAGAAUAUGGACAAUUACAAGUUCGCUACGAAGGCUUACCUCGGCAUUGACAACAUUCACGUCAUGCGGGACUCCCUCAACAAGGUUGUCGAUGCACUUAAAGACUCAGAUGUCACGCCGUUAGGACCUAAUAGGGAUCAACUUGCACGAAGUGGAUGGCUGAAACACAUCGCUGGCAUUCUGGAUGGCGCUGGGUUGAUAGCUCGUCAAGUUGGCUUACAGCACUCGCAUGUGCUCAUUCACUGCUCGGAUGGAUGGGAUCGCACGGGCCAGUUGAGCGCUCUAAGUCAGAUAUGUCUUGAUCCUUACUUUAGGACGAUGGAAGGGUUUAUGGUACUCGUGGAGAAGGACUGGCUUUCCUUUGGCCACAUGUUCCGGCACAGAACGGGUCCUUUGAGCAGCGAAAAGUGGUUUCAGAUUGAAAACGAAAGAAUUGGGGGCGAUUCCGGUCGUGGAUUUGGAGAGGCUGGUGGUGCAAGCAAAGCCAUCGAGAAUGCUUUCCUCAGUGCAAAAGGGUUCUUUAACAGGGACAAUACGAGCCGCGACUCUCUCCCGGAUUCGGAAGGGGAGAUGCAAAAUUGUGACUCCGACAGUCCUAGAAAGCCAGGUUCCAGCCCCAGAAGCGUUGUCUCCGAAAAGGAGGUAACCAAGGUGAAGGAAACAAGUCCGGUCUUUCAUCAGUUCCUCGAUGCGACCUACCAACUGUUAUACCAAUAUCCAACACGAUUCGAAUUCAACGAGCGGUUUCUCAGGCGGCUGCUCUACCAUCUGUACUCAUGCCAAUAUGGUACUUUCCUUUUUAAUAGCGAAAAGGAGCGGGUAGAGAUGAAGGCAAAGGAGCGCACUCGGAGCGUGUGGGAUUACUUCCUUGCCCGAAGAGAACAAUUUCUCAAUCCCAAGUAUGAUCCUCAAAUAGACGAUCAUACGCGCGGCAAGGAACGUCUGAUCUUCCCACGUAUCAAUGAAGUCAGAUGGUGGAGCGAAGCAUUUGGUCGGACCGAUGCGGAGAUGAACGGAGUCCGCUCGACCAGCGUCACUCCCUCUGUCCGUCGCGGUAGUCCCGCCUCUGAGCCAACGCCGGUUUUGACGGGUAUUGAGACAGCUCAUCAUGCUGUCGGAAGCGGAAUACCUGGCAAUGUGACCAGCAACGCUGCCCCGACCGGAAUGGCAGCAGUGGCUUCAGGAAUCUCAAAUCUUAGUUUCUCCAAGGGAACGGAGAACCCUCAGGAGCCAAAAAAUCUGAGUCAGGUGGAGCUUGAAAUGCAAUAG